Messenger RNA from Eimeria acervulina, 462 nucleotides. RefSeq lists its product as hypothetical. The record is from RefSeq and is a predicted model, not a curated record. NCBI's taxonomy places the organism in Eukaryota, Apicomplexa, Conoidasida, Eucoccidiorida, Eimeriidae. Bases 1 to 462 code for a protein of 153 amino acids. The transcript has a single exon.
AUGGCGGACGCGAAGGAGAAAUUGGCGCGUUUCACGAGUUGGUUGGGUUUGGCUUGUGGCGUGUUGUCUGUUGUUGUAUUCUUCUUCUUGAUGCCUGCGGUAUCGCCGCGUGUCGUUGUAUACGAUGAAAGUUUCACAAAGGACUACAACCGUUACACGUGGCGCUUCGCGAUGUUUUCGUUUGUGCCUGAUGUGUUUGUUGACAUUUGGACGCCGUUUGUUAUGGGAAUGAUAUCAAUUUUCUGCCACUUUGGGGAGUUCAACUUUGACUGGAUGUGCAAAACCUAUGCACAUUUCUUUGUCUGGAACUUCGUUAUGGCCCUUUUUGGCCAAAUCGGAUACUCGGGCAUCAUAGGCAUCAUCGCCAGCGCCUUCACUCUGCUCUGCACUCUUCUCAGCCUUAUUUGUGCCUUCCUCGUCAAGGAUCAAAGCGCCAAGCUGCAGAUCACGCAGCAGAAAUGA